AUGACCUCGUCCUUAUUGAUAGAAAACAAAAGAACAAAAUUAGAACAUGCUGUAUUUACAUUGACUUGUGUGUUCUCAGUCAUAAGAGCACAUUCAUAUUUCAACGUCAAUGCCAAUAUCGUUCAACAGCCUGCAUCUUUUCGAAGUAAUACUGUACGUCAACAGCAACAAGUUCGAUCAUCCGCAUCAAAUGAAAAGAGACGACCGCAUAAAUCCCAUAAAAAUGAAAUUUUAUUGAAUCCAGUUAAAAUUAACCAAUUACAAUAUCACAAAUACGGUAUUCAAUGGAGAUCAGAUAAAUACGAUCAAGAAAAAUCAUUAUUCGAGUGUGAUGUUUCGGUUACACACAAGGAAGAUAAUGAUGAUAAAGUUAUUUCCUCGAGUUCACCAACUAAUACAAUGACAAAUAAAAUUGAUGGUAAUCAAUCGCCAACGAAUACUAGUCUAUUGAUGAAUAAUACAUUACAAACGGAUGAUUCGAAUUCAAUAUUAUCCAUUACACACGAUGGCACAUACCAAACAGCUUAUUCAUCAAUAUCCUAUUGCGAAUAUCCAGAAAAAGAAACAACAGAUAAACAUAUUAUGAAAAAUGUAGAUAAUGAAUAUGAUAGAAACCGAUAUCGGUCAAUGAGUGUUUGUGACAAUAUGGAAUCUCAUCAAAUUGAAGAAUAUGAUAAAAUCAAUGGUUUAUUAAACGAAUAUGAAAAGGGUGAUUCAUCCAUUAGUGAAAAUACAUUAACUAAUAGUGUAAAAGAUUUAAUUGAAAAAUUUGAAAAGAAUUCAAAACAUAAAUUAUCAUCGAUAAGAGUCAACUGGACAAAUAGAAAAAUAACAUACAAAAGUCAUUCAAAGCAAACUUCGAAUAAAAUAAAUUCAAGCACAAAUAAUUCAGAGAAUGAAAUUGAAUUAAAUCAAAAUUAUUCUAUUACACAUACGAAUGAAAAAUCAAUUACCACUGUAUUGCUAUCGUCAUCAUCAUCGUCGAUAUUACAAGUAACAGAUACUGGUCAAACAAUUGUCAGUGCAGAUAUAUUUUACGCUAUAAUACAAACGAAAACGUUUUUUUUAUAUACAAUGUAUCAAAUUAUAUUAUUCCUGUUCGGUAUCUAUCCUGCUUUGUCUUUGACAAUACCAGCAACGGAUCAGCAACAGAAUUACUACUCAACAGAACCGUACACAAGUGAAGGGCAGACACAAGAACUAACAUCAACUAUAAGUAUUACACCAUUAAAUUGUAGUGACGCAUCUGGUGGAGGAUAUAUAUGGCCAAGUGACAGUAGUUUUGUUAACAGACAAGUGACAAAUGUUUACGACGCUUAUCCGUCCGAUACUGUCACUAUAACUAUAACGGGAAUUAAACAAGAUGAACAACGGGGCUAUGCGGCUGAUGCUAUUAUCAAUCCCAACCUAUCAAAUAGUUUUCUGCUGCGAGCCUUGGCAAACCCGUCAGGAAAUGGACGAGUAUAUACCAUUUAUUUCCAAGCGCUAGCAUCGAUUGCUGGUAAUUGUUCAGGAAUAGUUCAGGUAGGCGUUCCAGUUAGUUUACCAUUAGCAGAUAACAUUACUGAUGAUGGUGCACUUUAUGUAUCCACGGGAAAUAAUCCAUCGGCCAGCGGCUAUGGAAGUUAUUAUGAUUAA
Messenger RNA from Didymodactylos carnosus, 1638 nucleotides. The record is from the annotation of a GenBank genome assembly. Lineage: Eukaryota; Metazoa; Rotifera; Eurotatoria; Philodinida; Philodinidae.